Messenger RNA from Adineta ricciae, 3324 nucleotides. The record is from the annotation of a GenBank genome assembly. NCBI's taxonomy places the organism in Eukaryota, Metazoa, Rotifera, Eurotatoria, Adinetida, Adinetidae.
AUGAAUACUGGCGAGAAAUCAAGUUAUUUUUAUUGUGAUGUUUGCAAUCGUACAUUCCGACAUGGAACUUAUCGCUACAAUUGUACCAUCUGUAGAAAUUACGAUCUAUGCGCAGAAUGUGUAACGAUACAAAGUCCACCACAUCCUCAUCCAUUCGUUGUUGAACUGGCCUUCGGCGAAGGUGAAAAGAAAGUCUGUACAGAUGGAGGCAUGCGAGCAGCUAUUUAUAAUGCUAUGGAAAUGUAUUGUGAUCGACACUGUCUGGGUGUGCGUGAUAUCGACAAAGAUAAUCCAGAGAACUAUUCUAAUUCUUAUUCCUGGUUAACAUACAAGCAGAUAGGUGAUCGAGCGAUCAAUUUCGGUCAUGGAUUGAGACGAUUGAUUGAACCACGUAGUUAUCUUGCUAUCUGCGCCUCGAAUAGACCAGAAUGGGUUAUUACUGACUGGGCAUGUCUAUUCCACGAUAUUGUUAGUGUGCCAAUCUACGCUUUAACAAGUGAUCGUGAUACAACUUUUAUUCUUAAUAAUACAGCAGUGUCUGUUGUCGUUUGUGAUAAGCAAAUGUUACCGAAAUUCCUUAAGGUACAUUCCGAAUGUCCAUCACUUCGGCAUAUUAUCUAUAUGGAUUCUGUAUCUCCACUCGUUUUGGAUCAGUCUCCUACGGUUCAGAUUCAUUCUAUGAACGUUCUCGAACAGGCGGGUCUUCAUCAACAAUUUUCAUAUCCAAUUGCUCAACCAGCUGACUGUAUCACGAUUAUCUAUACCAGUGGAAGUUCAGGUUUUCCAAAAGGAGUGAUGAUAUCGGAUAGCGCUUUGCGAGCUGUUUUUCCUGGAUAUCCAUCUCCUUACUCCGGUGAAUCGAUCAUGCUGUCAUAUCAACCUUUAUCAUGGUAUGGUGGCCGUAACAGCUUAUAUGGAACAUUUUUAUCGGGUGGACGUGCAGGAUUUUCUACGAGUGAUCCCGCUCGACUCAUGGAGGAACUUGCUCUCGUGAGACCCACACUAUUUCCAGCUCCGCCAAGUAUCUGGAAUAAAAUUUACUCCGAAUUUAAAACAGCGCUUUCAUCCGUUCCUACCGACGAUCCACAAGUAUAUAAACAAAAAGAAGAAGAACUUCUUCAAGAAUUUUCUCGGCUUAUUCCACGCCGAUGCGAUUUAAUUGCAAUUGUUGGAGCAUUGAUCAGUCCUACUAUACUUGACUUUAUCAAACGAUGCUUCAAACAGUGUCGAAUUGAGGAUGCGUAUGGAAUUACCGAAUGCGGUGGUAUUGCGUUCAAUAAUGAACUAACGCCUUCUAUCUCCUAUCGUGUUGAAUCUGUUCCUGAAAUGGGUUUUACUACCGAUGAUAAACCGUUUCCACGUGGUGAACUUCUAACGAAAACUCCUCAAAUGUUCUCUGGUUAUGUGAACAAUCCUCAAGAAACACGAGCAGCUUUCACAGACGAUGGUUUUUUUCGAACUGGCGAUAUUGUUGAACUACGUCAAAGUUCAUCGAAACAACCUGAAAUUCGUAUUCUUGAUCGAAAGAAAAACUUUUUCAAACUUGCACAAGGACAAUUCGUCUCGCCGGAGCAUUUGCAAGGCGUCUUCACACAGAGUUCAUUCAUCGAUCAGAUCUAUAUUCACGGUGAUCUUCUGGAAGAUGGUGUCACCGCUGUGAUCGUACCAAACAAAGAACUCGCUCAAACAUUUGCCAAAGAGAAUCACAUUAUUGAUUUAGAAUCCGAUCCAAAGUUUUACAAUAUCAUUAUGCGUGAAUUGCUCUCUAUUGGUUCGAAAGAAUCGCUUCGAAAACAUGAAAUUCCAGUACGAAUCAUCAUUGAUUUUGAACCAUUCUCUGUGGAAAACGGUCUUCUUACAUCAUCAAUGAAACCAUGCCGUCCAAAACUGGCUGCAAAAUAUAUUGAUCGUCUGAAAACAACGAACAGUUUAGAAAAUCGUUUGAAAUCAAUCAUUGAAACAGUAACCGGUGAAACAUUAUCAACCGACAAUGACAUCGGAUUUUUAACCAGCGGUGGUAAUUCGUUAACAGCCAUACGUUUAUCUCGCAUGAUUCGUGAAGAUCUUGGUGUCAGUCUCCCAGUGAAUGUUUUAUUUGAACCAGAUAUGAAUCUAAAACGUUUAACAGAACUGGCUCGAAAUCCCACAUUUACAUCGGACGAUUCCAUUAUUAGUCGAAUGCUACAUGAUGCAGUACUUGAACCUACGGGUAUUGCUGGAAAAGCAAUAAAAACAGUGAAUUCUCCAUCGUUAGUUUUCAUAACUGGCACAACAGGAUUCGUCGGUGCAUUCUUACUUGCAGAAUUACUUCGAAAGUAUCCUGAUCAUUGUAAAUUCGUAUGUUUAGUUCGAUGUUUAGCAUCAGUCGAUCCGAUGAGUCGAAUUCGAGAGAAUCUCCGUUUUCUUCAUUUAUGGCAAGACCAAUAUUACGAACGCAUCGUGCCUCUUCGUGGUGAUCUUGCCCAAUCGAAAUUCGGGCUUGAUGAUGCAACGUACGAUGCACUCGCCCAACAAACAGAUGUUAUUUUCAGUUGUGGUGCGUCAGUAAAUUUCGUCCUUCCCUACAAUCAACUCUACGGCGCAAAUGUUUGUGGUACUCGCGAAAUGAUUCGUUUGGCGACUCAUACAUCCUACCUUAUUCCUGUACAGUAUAUUUCCACUAUAAGUGUCUUAUCGUCAGGGAUUGUGGACGAAGUACACAUCGAUCAGAUUGCGCCUAAUAGUUUAACCAAUGGUUAUGGACAAACGAAGUGGGUAGCAGAGAAACUAAUGGCUAAAGCUCAACAUCACGGUUUGCCUGUUGUUAUCUACCGUUUAGGUUCGAUGUGUAGUGAUAGUACCACUGGAGCAUGCAAUCCCUACGAUAUCAAUACGAUUAUAGUCGCUGCUAGUCUGAAGACUCAUUGUUACCCAGUGGGGUCUUUGAAUAGGAAAUUAUAUACACUACCCGUCGACUUUGCUGUAAAAAGUAUUGUUCAUUUAAGUAUGACUCGUUCGGAUAUUUACGAAAAUGUUUAUCAUGUUCUGCAUCCAAAUGGUGGAGUACCAUUCAAGAGUGUCAUUGUCAAUGCCGAUAAAGGUCAUAUAAAAAUGGAUGAAGUUUCUCUUGAAGAAUGGAGAUCAAGACUCGUCAAACAGACAGUAUCUAAUCGUUCACUCGAAUCACUUGUUGACUUUCCAUUAGGCAAUUUAUUCAUUCAUGAAUCUCCUCUAUCUUCCAAACAAUUCUAUGCCAUCGUUUCUGAACAAGAUAUUCCAAUCAUGGAUGAUACAUAUGUUACUAAAUGGCUGACAUUUAUCCUCGAACAUGUCAUCGAUCAAUAA